Molecule: messenger RNA, 9949 nt
Organism: Petromyzon marinus (sea lamprey)
Lineage: Eukaryota; Metazoa; Chordata; Hyperoartia; Petromyzontiformes; Petromyzontidae
Source: RefSeq, a predicted model, not a curated record
UAAAUAAUCUAAACGCCUGAAAAAAAAAUCGAGCUUUAUGUUUUCACUUUUCUUGAGUCCUGAUUACGGCCUUGCUUGUUGGAAGGGAUGCAAUGAGUCCCAGCGAGAUGCUGGGGCUCAUUACAUCCCACAGAGGAUCGCUCCGCCAAACAAAUAGCUCGGCUGGUUCGGUUUAUAAGAACGAGCGAACGUUCACAAGUCAAAUGGUUAAAAAUAGUAAUAUCUUUUGGUGGUUUGUUGGUAAGUGCAGAUGUUUGAAAGUCGGGCGUUCAUAUCUCGGGAACUGCAUUAUAUUCCGUGGUGGUGUAAUGGUUGGCACACUUUACAUUGAAUCCAGAGGUCACAGAUUCGCUCUCCCGGCAUGGCAGUUCACAUAAUGGGUUUUAUUUGAAUCCCCACCCACCCUAUCCAACCAGUACUUUACUAUACAUGGAUACACCACAGUUGGCUGAUCGGUGGUUUGGUGUUUUAACCAAAUACCCACUGGAGCGCUUCUUUAGAGUACCCUUUAAUGGGAGCCAUUCUGCCAGCAGUGGCGUGAGCAAGAAAUUCCCGGGCUAUGCCUUCACCUUGUAUUACACGUCUCGUUUAACACACACCACUCGACUCUGUCUCAGGUUCCGCUGAAUUAAAUUUCGCUGGGUUCGAGUUGCUGGGAGAAGAACGCCAUGGCUAGCGUGGUGCAUCAAGACGCGGACUGUUCCAUUUGCAUGGACAAAUUCAACUGCCCUGCCACCCUACACUGCGGCCACUCUUUCUGCCUCCAGUGCCUGAUAGACGAAUCGGGGAAGGUAGAUAAAUUCACCUGCCCGCGGUGCCAUGCCGCGUUGUUAUCACGAUCUCUGCCCAAGGGAAGAUUUGCCGUCGACAUCGUGGAGCAGCUCAUAUCACAACACGGGAUGGGUAAACCGUGCGAAUUAUGCCAUGAAAAAAAGGCAGCCGGGGGGACGUUCUGCCUGCGGUGCGAGAUGUUCAUCUGCGAGUCGCACGUCGAGAGCCACAUGAAGAAUGAAAGGUUUACAGCUCAUGUGCUCGUGGCGCCUGGUACACUUCGCGAUGGCCAAGCUGGUGCCAAUCAGAAUGUCAGCGAAGGUGCAUAUCACAACAAGUCAGGUACAGAAAACUCAGUAAUAGUGCAUAAAGAUUUUCACUUAGUGUACGGAAAGUCACUGCCAUUGGUAACGCCAUCCGAUUACGUGAAAGUCAUUGCAAUCGUUGAGAAACCUAAUGUUCAAAUGAGUCAAACGUCGGCCAUUGUGAACAUGCUUCUUCCAUAUAUCAUGCAAGUCGUAAAGAUGUGGGGAGUCAGUAUUCUGCAUGCUGCAAUUAUCAGUGAGCUAGCUCAAGAAGAUAUGGAAACAUGCCACAGUAGCCAGUUCUGCAAAAGUCCUACUUUUGCAAAAACAUCGAGCAAGGCAGCUGCUUCGCCCCUUGCAUCACAGACACGGGCGUUGAAUGAAGUUCCAUUGUCUAGACUUGACUGUCUGGUUGCUCUACUCAGUUCUGCUGAUUGCACUGUGGUACAAGAUCUCAUUCAGAUCCUGAGCAAAUUCCCAGUAGCGUUGCCACUGGUGAUGCCCAACCUGGAGAAGAAAGGCGAAUACAAAGUGAUGCUCCCCCUGAUCACUGGCAACACUGUAAAGUGGGAGGUUCGAUCAGGUGUCAUAAUUGAGAACGACAUCUUCACCAGUCCUUUCAUACUGAUUUUAGCUGUUCGUCUUGGCAAUGGCACGUGCGGGAAAAGCACGAUUCUCAACCAGCUCAUGGCAGUGGAGAACAUGUUCUCAUCGUGUGGAGAACCUGGAGCUCGACGGGGACGCCCUUUGACCCUGGACGGAACUGUCGAGUUCACUUGGCUCACUGAGGAGACCUGCGGGGCUGGGCUGUGGAAGUCCGUCCUGCAGCAGUUUUACGCACGUGGAGGGAACGAGGUUGUGCUGUUGGCCAAUCUUCAUGGAGAUGCCUCUGAAUACCCUGACGUUAUCCAGUUCUUCAAGAAUUUAGCAUCAACCUACGUGGUGUUUAUGAUGCCAGAAAAGGGGGAACUUCUCAAAGAGAAAUGGAAUACAUUUGUCCAACUCUCUGGUUCACAAGAGAACAUCCAUUAUCUCAUGGUGGAUCCUGAUGAAGACUGCAAUGAAGCAGAAGAGAUUGUUAUUCACACGACGAGGCUCACAAAUGAUGACACGUUGAAAAAAGUACGAGCUAUGUUUAAAAGGGCCUUAAACUCAGCUGCAACCAAAAUAAAACGUUCAUUUAAGCCAGAUAUGUCCAAUCUUGGCAAAACACUGCAAUUAACAGAGGGGAUUAGCUGCUAUCAAUCACAGCGUGUGAUAGAUUUCAUCACUGAGAACACUUGCCAAGGGACAAGAAAUAUCAUGCAAUUUCAGAUGAAGAAAUCGGGAGAACGAAAUGCUCACGAUUUAUGGAAUGGCAACAGUGUUCUGCAAACGCUGAUACACUUAUAUUGUAAAGUUAUGAGGCUCCCUCUAUCAGAACGACUAAAAGCGAUGGCUCAUCUCGAGCAAAGUAUUGCACAGCUCUCGAAUUCUGAGUCCUCAAAACUGAGACAAACCGUCAUAGCAGAGAGAGAAGAGCUUCAACGUCAAAUACUCUUGAAUGGCCAAAACAAGUUGACGAUUAAUAACAUGAAAGAAAACAUCAAUGCAAACAUGAAGAUGUUGGGGCGAAUGUCUCUUGGUCCAGAGCAUUUUUUUCGUGAGUUGGGUCACAUAUACGAAUUGACAAACGAGGGCCAAAGAGAGAGUGGAGCUCUUUUGGAAUGUCCUACUUCAUACGCCGAGCUGCUAAUGAGUGGCCACGCCAUUGAGCUGCUAAACGGCGACACUGGAGAAAUGCCGGGUGCUUGGCUGACGGCGAUUUGCAAACACGUCACAAAAGCAUUCCCAAAUUUGCGCAUAUUUGUUCUUUCAAUACUAGGAUUGCAGUCUUCUGGAAAGUCCACACUCCUGAAUGCCCUCUUUGCCUGCAAGUUCGCAGUGUCCGUUGGUCGCUGCACUCGCGGUCUCUUUAUGCGGCUGCUGUUCCUGGAGGAGAAACUUAGUGAAACACUGAACGCUGAUGCAAUCCUGCUCAUUGACACGGAGGGGCUUGGAGCACCAGAGAAAAUGAAUGAUGAUGAUGCAGAACAAAAGGACCGAAUGCUGGCAACGUUUGCAAUGAGCGUGAGCAACCUGACUAUCAUAAAUGUCCUCGGGGAGUACAUGAGGGAUCUGACUGAGAUCCUACAGAUUGCAAUUGUGGCGAUGGCACGGCUGGAAAAGGCUAAAAUGUCUCCAGAUAUUCUCAUGGUUCAGCAUCUGACAGAGAGAAACACAUCAAAGACCUCUUCAGGACAGGAACAAUUCUGCAAAGCUCUGGAAAACGCACUGGAGCUCACGAAAGAAAAAGACGUUGACAUGGGAAUAUUAGAUGUCAAUUGCUUGACAAACUUAGCUGGCAGAAUCCAGAACAGAGAGCUUCUGAAACAGUUCCGUCCCUUCAAGAAUGGGGCAAGUGCCGGUGCCUCACCGUCAGAUCAGUACCACAAUGACGUGGUGGAUCUUUAUGAAACCGUCCUAAACGCAUGUCAAAAGUCAGAAAAUAAGAUGCUGUUCUCGGAUUGGCAUUCACUUAUACAGAGCUAUUGGAGUUGCGUCUCAAAUGAAAAUUUUAUUGUUCGAUUUAAAAACAUAAAGGAAAUUUACGAGUUUAUAGAUCGUGGACAGCGAAUUGCCAGCUUAAAGGAAACAAUAGAUGGAGCGUUUUCCGUACACGUGGAAGCUAUGAAACGUCAGAUACGAUGUGAAGUGACACUUUGGACACCAGAAGAGCAACGUCAAAAGCAUAGAUUGAUUUUAAAAAACUUUGAGAAUGAAUUAAAAACAAUGCCAAUGAAUUGUGGAAAUGACGCUUAUAAUAAUUUGGGAUGCGACAGAUGUACAGAAGUCAUAAAACAGACCAUCAGUUUAUAUGAGUAUGCUACAGAAAAACAGUGUGAACAUGAAACGAUGAAUACAAUUGAUGCGUACACCAAGCAUGUCCGCGAGUCUACAUUGACGACUUUAACACAAAUACUUGAUGCCACAAUUGUGCGGCACGGCUGCUCAGUGGAGUUUUUGGAGGAGAUUACACGCAGCUUGAAAGCUGCAUUAAGUCAAAGGCCAGCUGGUAAAUUCACUGUGCCUGAACGUGAACAACGAGUUGAAGAAAUAUGGGCAUCUCUUGUACAAAUUGCCAAGUCAAAGGAAAGUGAUAUCCAUGAUUGUGAUAAAAUUAAAACUGAAAUGGCUGACGUGUAUAGCACAGCACCAAAUGUCUUGAGUCGAUAUUAUGAUGAACUGCCGAUAUGUUAUUUGGGCCAAAGAGAGGCGUUUGAAAAAUCACGUUUUACAAUAUUGUGGGCAAAGCGAACAAUAAUGAAUGACAAUGAGCUCUCUUGGCUCGAAGAUGAGCUUGAUAAAAUUCCCAUGUCAAUUCUUCGUACCAGACAAGCGGACCACUUUGAACAUGGCAUGAUUCGUCGACUGAAAUCGGACAUAGAAGAUAUUCUAAAUCUAUUUCAAAAGGUUUUUCAUAAGAAACUUCUCACCGAGCUCAAAUGGGAUGCUCACGUCUACACUCUUCAGAAAUUUGGCCACCUCAUGUCCAUAUGCCAGGAGGAAUGGGAAAAAAAGCACAGUCCGACUUCAAUAUUGAAACAAAGAGAGGAGGAAUUCCGAUCACUCAUAGAUCUUCGCCUACAGCACGGCUUCUCGUCUGCUUCUGAAGGACGUAUCAUUUCCAAAUAUCUUCUGGAAGCAAUUAAACAGAAAUUAAUUAAGGCUGGGAGUUCCGAGAAAGUCCAAGCUGUGCUCGACCUCCAGUGGACAACCAAUAGUGAGAAGGUGCGGCUUCAGUACUUUGAGCAUUUAGCUUCCCAGGUGAAUAACGGUGAAAAAGCAGAGGCACUUCAACAUUUUAGUUGUCCAAAGCAAGCAAUAAACAGGUGGUUUACUCAGACAAUUAAUCAUCAUUCUCGUAGUAAGGAGACGACACAAUGCAAGAAAACAUUUAAAAGUGAGCUCCAGCGUGUUCUUGAGAAAGUCGGAAGUUGUACAGAUGUUACUGAAGUUAUCACUUUCACCCAACUUUACUUGACAGAUGUAGAGAAUGUCGAAUACAAAAGUUAUUUUGACCACCAAGAAAUAGCCAAGUGGGACUUGAAAGUCUUAAAAGACAGCAUCCUAGAUGGGCUUAAUGAAUCAGAGUCAACAGUGGACUGCACACAGUUGAUGUUCACAGAUCCAUCGAUGGAUGAAACAGUGAUGCGACGUCUAGGUUGCACGGAGAAGUGCUUUUGGUGUGGAGCUCUCUGCUGGGGAUCUCGUGGACACGAUAACAACGCGGACGAAACAAGAAAACACCAUACCUGUCACCAACCACGUGGCCUUGGUUAUACAAAUUAUAAAAACACUACUAAUUUAGUAGCAGAGCCUUGCCAUUUCACGUCAAAUGAUACAACAGUCACUUGGGGAAAUAAUGAAAUGAAGUGGUCUGCUGCGAAGCAAACAGAGUUCAGUCAUUGGAAAUUCGAUGCCCAUUGCAAUAAUACAUUUGAUGAGCUCAUGCGUUGGUUCUUUCAAGAAUUGCACAAAGAUAUUGCUGAGUCUAGAGAUUUGCUUCCAGCAUUAGAAAACGAGUUGAAAAUGUACAAAUGUGAAAACCUUCAUCUUGCGCCCAUACUAUCGACCAUUCGAGAGUUAAUCAAAUAGUACACGGGGCCUUAAAAUGGGGAUGGUGAACCAAACGAAAACAUGGAUUACAUCCUUAUUGGAUGAUUACGACAGUGUCCAAUCAUCAUCUUAAGAAUUCUGGAUGAAAGCCUCCCAAAGUCAUCAUUUGACAAGAUCAAUCUUCUUUUUAUUUUCGCCUCCAACCUCAUUUUUUUCACCUCCAUAUAUAUUUUAAUUUCCAAUCCAUUUCCGCUGCCCCAUGCUACCACCGAACCAUUUGCUGGACCUCACUUCCACAUCCCCUCUCCUCAAUGCUGACGCAUCUUGUCUUUAUCCUGGUAUUCGUGUAACGCUGUUUUUUUCCCUUCCACAUUGUUGAGAAUUUUGAGUGUGACGAUGACACUUUGAGUGACAGAUUCGUGCCAGAACGGUGCCACGUGUGUUUUUGCGCCAAAUUUAAUGAGGUACAUUUCGCCGAUCGCGCCCACCUGUGGCUCGAAAACGCCACUGCUCGCGAUGAUGCUGCUGCCCUAGAAGAACACACCUUGUCUCCAUCUCGUCUCCCAAGCGGCACAGCGCGGGUCCCCGGCCACGCGGUGAUCCCAGCCUCCAGUGAGGAGGCAGCGAAAUUUAGGCACCUGCGAUUUGUCUCCCUGUAGUGUACACAACUGUACACGGAUACUAUGUACAAUAAUACCACGUGUAGAAUACUGUACAAUAAUGUACACAGUAUCAGUGUACAGUACUGUAAAGUGUGGUACCGAUGUCUUCGUGACCCCCAAUUAAUUGACCCCUAACAUUUUCCCUUUGCAUACUAAUUUCCGUUUAAAAUCAAUCUUUAAUAAAAAAAAAUUUAGAGAAUAAAAUGGGGGGUUACAAGACAUUUGGUCUACCCUGUACAGUAUUAUAUAUGGGUACGUAUACAGUAUUGUACACUACGUAAUUUUUUUCUUUACAUUUACCGUACAAGUUACAUUUAACAGUUAUAUGGUUUGGUAGUAAGUGGAAGGAUAAUACAAAAAAUAGGUGUCGAUUUUGCAACUUUCACCCUAUCACAUAGAAGACAGAAAUAUAACAGGUGCAGUGGCUAAUUAUAAAUGACCAUUAGGUAUUUUAAAAAAACGCUAGAUAUUCGAUGUUUUUAGUCAUAAACCAUUUAUUUCAGUUAAAGGCCUUCAUUUUUCCUGUUUUUUCUUCCUUUUUAUAAUAAAAAACAGACCACACUUUAUUCCUGUUUUGGUGUGUGGCCUUAAACGCAAUACUUGCAUGAUGAAUUAUGACAAUUAUUAUGACAAUUCCAAAUCACAUUAACAUGUCCUUGAAAUCAAGGCUUGUUUUAGGGAAAGAGGUGUUGAUUGUGCCACUUUUACGACAUCACAGAACGCCGAAAGAUGACAUUUGGGUGUGGUGCAUGGUAAACAUAAAUAUCUAUUAUGUCUUUUAAAAAUAUUCGAUAUUCGAAUUUUUUAUCAUAAACGAUAACCAUGUAUUACAGUUAAAGGCUUUAUCCCUUUUGAUAAUUAAUGUCAUAAUAAGUACACAUGUUAAUCCUGCUUUUUUUGUCUGUGGCUUUAAACACAAAGUGCGCAUGUUGAAUGUACUGUUAAGACAAUUCCAAAUUCAAUAAAUAUAUCCUUGAAAUUAAGGCGUUUGCUAUGAAGCCUCUGUAAUUCCACAAGUGCUAAGCUGCAGUCAACGAGCUCGCCUCAUUACACGUGAACCCUGGCUCAUAAACGCAGUCGAUCAUCUGAACGUUAUACGUUUAAUGAGCGUGACCUUCACAACUGGGUGGAGAUGGAUCCAUCACAGGGUAAAGCUGUAACAUCCACAAAUAUAACAGUCAAUACAUUUAACAUUUAACUCCCUUCUUAAAUGCACAGCACCGGUGUAACUACACCAAGCAAUGGUAGAUGCCUCAGCAGACCCGAGCCAUACUUAACUCCUGUGGCACGUAUAGAGUGGGUGAAUGAGUGGGUGGGUGGGUCUUUUGGGUUUAAUUUAAUGUACGGAUAUAUGUUGAAAUUAUUUUCCACCGUAAGUAGCCGAUUUUGCAACUUUCACCCUAUCACAUAGAAGGCAGAAAUAUAACAGAUGCAGUGGCUAAUUAUAAAUGACCAUUAGGUAUUAAAAAAACGCUAGAUAUUCGAUUUUUUUAGUCAAACCAUUUAUUUCAGUUAAAUGCCUUCAUUUUUCCUGUUUUUUUCUUACUUUUUUAUAAUCAAUGUUAUAAAACAGACCACACUUUAUUCCUGUUUUGGUGUGUGGCCUUAAACGCAAUACUUGCAUGAUGAAUUAUGACAAUUAUUAUGACAAUUCCAAAUCACAUUAACAUGUCCUUGAAAUCAAGGCUUUUUUUAGCGAAUGAGGUGUUGAUUGUGCCACUUUUACGACGUCACAGAACGCCGAAAGAUGACAUUUGGGUGUGGUGCAUGGUAAACAUAAAUAUCUAUUACGUCUUUUAAAAAUAUUCGAUAUUCGAAUUUGUUAUCAUAAACGAUAACCAUGUAUUACAGUUAAAUGCUUUAUCCCUUUUGAUCAUUAAUGUCAUAAUAAGUACACAUGUUAAUCCUGCUUUUUUUGUCUGUGGCUUUAAACACAAAAUGCGCAUGUUGAAUGUACUGUUAUGACAAUUCCAAAUUCAAUAAAUAUAUCCUUGAAAUUAAGGCGUUUGCUAUGAAGCCUCUGUAAUUCCACAAGUGCUAAGCUGCAGUCAACGAGCUCGCCUCAUUACACAUGAACCCUGGCUCAUAAACGCAGUCGAUCAUCUGAACGUUAUACGUUUAAUGAGCGUGACCUUCACAACCGGGUGGAGAUGGAUCCAUCACAGGAUAAAGCUGUAACAUCCACAAAUAUAGCAGUCAACACAUUUAACAUUUAACUCGCUUCUUAAAUGCACAGCAACGGUGUAACUACACCAAGCAAUGGUAGAUGCCUCAGCAGACCCGAGCCAUACUUAACUCCUGUGGCACGUAUAGAGUGGGUGAAUGAGUGGGUGGGUCUUUUGGGUUUAAUUUAUUGUACGGAUAUAUGUUGAAAUUAUUUUCCACCGUAAGUAGCCGAUUUUGCAACUUUCACCCUAUCACAUAGAAGGCAGAAAUAUAACAGGUGCAGUGGCUAAUUAUAAAUGACCAUUAGGUAUUUAAAAAACGCUAGAUAUUCGAUGUUUUUAGUCAUAAACCAUUUAUUUCAGUUAAAGGCCUUCAUUUUUCCUGUUUUUUUUUACUUUUUUAUAAUCAAUGUUAUAAAACAGACCACACUUUAUUCCUGUUUUGGUGUGUGGCCUUAAACGCAAUACUUGCAUGAUGAAUUAUGACAAUUAUUAUGACAAUUCCAAAUCACAUUAACAUGUCCUUGAAAUCAAGGCUUUUUUUAGCGAAUGAGGUGUUGAUUGUGCCACUUUUACGACGUCACAGAACGCCGAAAGAUGACAUUUGGGUGUGGUGCAUGGUAAACAUAAAUAUCUAUUACGUCUUUUAAAAAUAUUCGAUAUUCGAAUUUGUUAUCAUAAACGAUAACCAUGUAUUACAGUUAAAUGCUUUAUCCCUUUUGAUCAUUAAUGUCAUAAUAAGUACACAUGUUAAUCCUGCUUUUUUUGUCUGUGGCUUUAAACACAAAAUGCGCAUGUUGAAUGUACUGUUAUGACAAUUCCAAAUUCAAUAAAUAUAUCCUUGAAAUUAAGGCGUUUGCUAUGAAGCCUCUGUAAUUCCACAAGUGCUAAGCUGCAGUCAACGAGCUCGCCUCAUUACACAUGAACCCUGGCUCAUAAACGCAGUCGAUCAUCUGAACGUUAUACGUUUAAUGAGCGUGACCUUCACAACCGGGUGGAGAUGGAUCCAUCACAGGAUAAAGCUGUAACAUCCACAAAUAUAGCAGUCAACACAUUUAACAUUUAACUCGCUUCUUAAAUGCACAGCAACGGUGUAACUACACCAAGCAAUGGUAGAUGCCUCAGCAGACCCGAGCCAUACUUAACUCCUGUGGCACGUAUAGAGUGGGUGAAUGAGUGGGUGGGUCUUUUGGGUUUAAUUUAUUGUACGGAUAUAUGUUGAAAUUAUUUUCCACCGUAAGUAGCCGAUUUUGCAACUUUCACCCUAUCACAUAGAAGGCAGAAAUAUAACAGGUGCAGUGGCUAAUUAUAAAUGACCAUUAGGUAUUUAAAAAACGCUAGAUAUUCGAUGUUUUUAGUCAUAAACCAUUUAUUUCAGUUAAAGGCCUUCCUUUUUCCUGUUUUUUUU